Molecule: messenger RNA, 762 nt
Organism: Notodromas monacha
Lineage: Eukaryota; Metazoa; Arthropoda; Ostracoda; Podocopida; Cyprididae
Source: the annotation of a GenBank genome assembly
AUGGGGCUUGGCGUGCCCCUCGUAACACAAGAUGGCCGGUCGCUGGCGCGCGGGCCGUUGCGCCGGCGUACCCUGAUUGGGUCUGACCAAGCCAAUCCGGCUGGUGACGGUGGCGCCAACGAUGGCCCCGCUCGUAAUCCUCAGAAUGUUGCCGCACAGAAGCGCCUGCAACAGACACAUGCCCAAGUAGAAGAGGUGGUGGGAAUCAUGCGCAUGAAUGUUGAGAAGGUCCUGGAAAGAGAUCAGAAGCUUUCAGAACUUGAUGACCGUGCAGGUGCGAUUGAAAUGUUAGCUCAGUUCAUGCCGUAUUGCGAAUUUCACAAGUUCUGUUAUUAUUCAGAUGCUCUGCAGCAAGGUGCUUCUCAGUUCGAGCAGUCCGCCGGGAAAUUGAAGAACAAAUUUUGGCUUCAGAAUAUGAAGAUGAUGAUCGCAAUGGGAGCCGUGGGUCUGAUUUUUCUGGUCAUCAUAUUUUAAUACCUGAGUGAAUAUGAUCAAAGGCGACCAGCGUUGCAGGAACUAUUCGAAACCAAAGCAAGGAAAGAACCGAAUCACCCGACUGCAACUGACAUAUUCUACCUGUCUCCUAGGAUAGAAUUGACGAAUAAAACCGACCGAGGUUCUACGUGCAGGGCUCUGGGGAUUGGAAGUACAAAACUCAUGGUUUCAUAUUUCGCGUUCGUUGAGUUGACAUGGAACGCGGGAGAGUUUUCGGCUUGUAGUCCUGCUAGGCUCGUAACGCUGCAACCCGUCAUCAGUUUCUGA